Bursaphelenchus xylophilus (pine wood nematode) is the source of this 2626-nucleotide messenger RNA. Lineage: Eukaryota; Metazoa; Nematoda; Chromadorea; Rhabditida; Aphelenchoididae. The record is from the annotation of a GenBank genome assembly.
AUGUCCCCAAAGUCAAGGUCAAAGGAGGACGAACGGAGGUCAAAGGAGAAGGAUCCCACCCCAUCUUCCCAUCAUCACCGUUCGUCCCGACAUUCCAAUGACCGAAAGAAGGAUCGAAAAAAGUCAAGAUCUCCUCGAAGAAGCCGACAGUACAGUGUGUCUCCAAAACGGUGAGCAUUUAAUUAUUCAUGGUGUUGAAGUUUAGAGGAAUUUGACGUUAGUUGUUUUGAUUCUAAUGUUUCAUUAUUUACAAUCCGAUGGUUUGACCUUUAUUUGUAUUUGAUUGUUCGUUUUCAGACGAUCUUUGUCUAGAAGCAGAUCUCCUCUGAGGGCGAGCUCAGCUCGGAAGCAUCGAGAUGAAGAGAAUGGACACAGAAGGCGUCACGACUCUAGAGCUCAGUCAAAAUCGGCUAGUAGGCAUCGAUAUUACAAGAGAACACCCUCUCCUCGGAACAGUUCGUAAGUUUUUAUUCUUCCUUUAUAUGGUGUUUAGAUCAAAUGAUUAUCGUCGAAAAGAUCGGAGAGAAAAGGAUCGAAGGACAAGAAAAAGGUCCCGGGGACGACAGAGCUCUUCAGAAUCUACGGAUAGCACCACGUCCUCUUCUCCUUCACCUGCUCCAGUGAGUGUUAUCUUAAUUUCAUCUUUUUUAAAGUUUAUUUUAGUUUAAGGUUUCGUAUUUUAGGUGAAAACCAACAAUAUAAAACCCAAGAACGGUCCAAUAGCCGUUCCUCCUCCAGUGCCGCCAAUAUUAGCCUCAAGCUCGGUGAUAUCAGCGUAUAAUAUGACAACACUGAUGGAGCCACCAGUAGUGCCUCUUCCAAGUUAUGUGAGUUGCCAUGUGUGCAGUUAUUAUUAUUUAUUUCAACUUUUAUAGUGUGGUAAUAUAAAUUACGUACAUUCCGCAACAACAUUUCAACUUCUUCCGCCUCCCCCGCCCCCUCCUCCACCUGGAGUGGACCCAAUUAUUGAUCUUCCCCCACCUCCGCCCCCGUCCACACCUCCGCCGCCAGAACCUCCGAGACAUCACACUGAUCCAAAUAUGAAUGCCAUGAGCAAUAUAUUGAAUUCUAAGAAUUUACGGAGUAAUUUCACAAGUCCCUUGGUGAUGAGAAGACUUAUGAGCCAGAAAGUGGUGUAAGUUUAAUGAUUUUGACGAAGGUUUUGAAUUUUCCAAAUUUAUUUUGCAUAUUUAGGGUAUACAAGAAGGAUAAUAUCGCCGAUCUUCCCUCUUAUUGGGGCCGAAUGACCCUCGCCGAUUAUAAAAUCGAAUCUCAAGUGGGAGAGGGGACUUAUGGACAAGUUUAUAAGGCCCGGAAUAGUCGAAAUUGUAAGAAUUUUAUACGAGUAAUUGAAUGGUCUCUUGGGGAGCGGUUUUGAAUAAUAUGAAUAAUUUCAGCGCAGUUGGUUGCGUUGAAAAAGGUCCGAUUGGAGAACGAAAAGGACGGAUUCCCCAUCACGGCGGUCAGAGAAAUCAAAUUGUUGAGGAAAUUGGAUCAUCAGAAUAUUGUAAAGUUACUGGACAUAAUCACCGAAAGCCCCGCCGACAAGAAAAAAGAUAUUAGUAAGAGAUUUUGGGUCAAGUAGAAUAUAAGAGUUCGUUUUCCAAUUCAAGCUUCAUUUUUAGGCGCGUUUUAUUUGGUUUUUGAGUACGUGGACCAUGAUUUGAAUGGUCUUUUGGAGUCGCAACUGGUCACUUUCAACGAGCAGACCUGUGCCGCUCUCUUCAAACAACUUUUGUUAGCUUUACAACAUUGUCAUUCUAAUAAUCUGCUCCACCGAGAUUUAAAAUGCGCUAAUAUUUUGGUCAACAACAAGUAAGGGAAUUUUUUUGUAUCUUACGUUAGAUUUUGACUUUUUAUUUGUAUAACUGUAGUGUGUAAUAUAAAAUUUCGAAAUAUUUUUACUAUCCUGACUCAUUCUUAUUUCUUCUUCGUUUCAGAGGCGAGUUGAAACUUGGAGAUUUUGGUUUGGCCCGGAUAUACACAACAAAGAGCAGGUUAUACACGAAUCGGGUCAUCACUUUGUGGUAUCGACCUCCAGAGCUUUUACUGGGCGCUGAAAGUUAUGGCCCAUCGAUUGAUAUCUGGAGUGCAGGGUAAUUGGAAGAGGGUACAAUAUUAUUAUAAAUUUUUAGGUGUAUUCUCGGGGAAUUGUUUGUCAAAAAGCCCAUUUUCCAAGGCCAAUCGGAGCCAGCCCAAUUGGAGGCAAUCGUCCAGAUUUGUGGAAGUCCGACGGCCCAAGUCUGGCCUGAUGUGAUCCAUCUCAAGCAUUACCAUGCCUUUAAGGCAAAAACAUAUUCCAAUAGGACUUUGAAGAAUAGAUUUGCCUUGUGAGUACUGUAAUUUAUAUUGUGAUUAGCUUUUAUCGAUCAUUUUUUAUUUAUAUUGAAUAUUUUAUAGUUUGCCCACAGGAGCACUGGAUUUGUUCGAUAAAUGCCUGGCAUUGGACCCGACAAAGCGUCCGACGGCGGACGAAGCGCUUCUCCACCCAUGGCUGCUCAAUGUGGACCCAAAAAUGUGCAAAAUGCACCUUCCACAAGACCAAGACUGUCACGAAAUGUGGUCCAAAAAGAACCGCCAGGAGCAAAAGGAAAAGAUAAGGCGUGCCCAUCAGGUAUACCGAUAA